This is a messenger RNA of Rhincodon typus (whale shark), 2538 nucleotides long. RefSeq names its product lin-9 DREAM MuvB core complex component (gene lin9). Gene Ontology annotation, molecular function: DNA binding. Gene Ontology annotation, cellular component: nucleoplasm; transcription repressor complex. The transcript has 15 exons. Lineage: Eukaryota; Metazoa; Chordata; Chondrichthyes; Orectolobiformes; Rhincodontidae. The coding region runs from base 55 to 1689 and encodes 544 amino acids. Gene Ontology annotation, biological process: regulation of transcription by RNA polymerase II; DNA-templated transcription; regulation of cell cycle. The record is from RefSeq and is a predicted model, not a curated record.
CAUCACCCAGAAUGCCGCGCGGCUCCCUUUGAAAAGCGGCGCGGCCGAUUCAAGAUGGCGGAGGUGGAGGAGCUACCGGAUGAGAGCUCUUCAGCGAAGGCUCUCGUGAGUUUGAAAGAAGGAAGCUUGUCCAGUACAUGGAAUGAGAAAUACAUUGCGUUAUCCAAGACUCCUCCAUGGAAAGGAAGAAACGCCUGCUCUCUUGUUGAGACUCCAACAAGAAGCAUGAAAAGGAGAUGCCUCUUGAGUGAAGAGGAGGAGAGGCAGCUGCAGAGCACCAAGUCUCCCAAAAGGAACCAGAGAUUUGCCAUGCACCCUCAGAAAUAUUCUGCAGCCUUGGCAAUGCCUGAUAAGAAGGUUGCCCAGAAGAUCGGUUUGCGCCUGAGGAACUUGCUAAAACUUCCCAAGGCCCACAAGUGGUGCAUCUAUGAGUGGUUUUACUCAAAUAUUGACAAGCCACUUUUCGAGGGCGAUAAUGAUUUCUGUGUGUGCCUGAAAGAAUCCUUCCCAAAUCUAAAAACUAGGAAACUGACCAGAGUCGAGUGGGGCAAAAUCAGGAGGCUAAUGGGAAAGCCCCGUCGCUGUUCAGCAGCAUUCUUUGCAGAAGAGCGGGCUGCCUUACAAGUCAAACGUCAGAAGAUCAGACUUCUGCAACAGAGGAAAGUGACAGAGCUGUCUCAAUACAAAGACCUCCCAGAUGAGAUCCCAUUGCCUCUAGUUAUAGGAACAAAAGUCACCGCACGACUUCGAGGUUUUCACGAUGGCCUGUUUACGGGACAGAUCGAUGCUGUUGACACUAUUAACGCCACAUACCGAGUCACGUUUGACAGGACAGGACUGGGAACACACACUGUACCUGAUUAUGAAGUUCUUAGCAACGAGCCUCAUGAAACCAUGCCUAUCACUGCCUUCGCUCAGAAGCAGCGACCUUCCAGAUAUUACUUGACACCACCACGGCUGCCUUAUGCUACCAGCAUCCAGUCUCCUAUCACAGACAAUGAUCCACUUCUGGGUCAAUCGCCUUGGAAAAGCAAACUGUCAGCUACUGAAGGAGACACACUUGGGGGGUUUCCUAUUGAAUUUCUUAUCCAGGUGACAAGGUUAUCAAAAAUUCUCAUGAUCAAGAAAGAGCACAUCAAACAGUUAAAAGAAAUGAACACGGAUGCAGAGAAACUGAAAUCAUACUCUGCUCCCAUUGGGAUAGACUUUCAAAAACGAUAUGCGACAAUUGUUUUAGAAUUGGAGCAGCUAAAUAAAGAUCUGAACAAGGUGCUCAAUAAAGUCCAGCAGUAUUGUUAUGAGCUCGCUCCUGACCAGGGCUUGCAACCCAUGGACCAGCCCACAGACAUGCGCAGGAGGUGUGAGGAGGAAGCACAUGAGCUUGUACGACAGGCAAACACGUCACAAACUGGGCAGGCCAGUGUGAGGAAUGAAAACCUCACUGAUCUAAUAGCCAGGCUGACAGCAGUGCUGCUACAGAUAAAGUGCCUGGCAGAAGGAGGGGACUUAAACUCUUUUGAAUUCAAAUCAUUGACGGACUCUUUGAAUGACAUCAAAAGCUCUAUAGACGCUUCUAACAUAAGCUGCUUCCAAAACAACGUUGAAAUCCAUGUAGCCCACAUCCAGAGCGGCCUCAGCCAAAUGGGAAACCUCCAUGCCUUCACUGCCAACAACACCAACAGGGAUUGAAGGAAAACAAUGAACAUUCGUCCAGGACAGUCGUAUGGGUCAAGCAUGAGCCUGUGAGUGGCAGAAGGAAAGAAGAGAUCGUUUUUUUUUUAAAUUUAACUAAAACACAUAUAAUAGGGAGAGCAAUUUCUGUGCUCCUACUCUGUACUUUUUCAUUAAAUAUGUAGCGCAGCAGCGGCCUGAGCUCUUCAGGAGUCUGAUUUAUUUUUGUAUGUUUGGCCAUUUAAAGGUUUAUUACUCAUGCUUUCUCUAACUGUAACUGUAAAUAGUAACUGUAAACUGAGGAUGUUGAGCUGAAUUAUGUAAAAAUGUAAAUAGUUUUUAUUUUUAAAAACACAGAAAAAGGAAUGUCGCGACGGCCAUCUCCAGAUGCACUGGUUGCAUCUUCCAGUCCUGGAGUUCCAUGGUGCUGAAGAUUUUCUCUUCUGCCUCCAUUUCUGUCCUGAUUUCUCUCCUGCAGCAUUUGAGACAGGCUGUGGUCACUGACUGGCCUACACUUCCACUCAACAGGUUCAGUCAGUGUAGCCCCACUCCCACCCCUGCCCAAGACUCUGUUCCUCUCUGGUUUUGGGAAUAAAGUGAGAUCUGUGUUGGCGAAGAAGAUCGCUAUCAUUCCCAGCGAUACAAGAUCACAGCUUUCAGGUGAGGUGCCGCUCAGAGCAAGUGGCUGACAGAGGAGAGAAGGAGGUGGGCAGAGAAUGUAAUGAGGUGCCUCAGAACCCUUCACCCUCCUCUUGGAGCUCAAGGUUUUAUCCUCUGCUCUGCUCACAAUAGACCAGAAAGAUCCCAAACUCAUCACAUCUGUUCCAUAUAGUUCUCUGUACUGCAUGUGGAGCCAGUGAGAAGUCU